This is a messenger RNA of Megalobrama amblycephala (Wuchang bream), 1361 nucleotides long. RefSeq lists its product as uncharacterized. The record is from RefSeq and is a predicted model, not a curated record. The transcript is spliced from 2 exons. The coding region runs from base 15 to 665 and encodes 216 amino acids. Gene Ontology annotation, biological process: DNA integration. Gene Ontology annotation, molecular function: nucleic acid binding. NCBI's taxonomy places the organism in Eukaryota, Metazoa, Chordata, Actinopteri, Cypriniformes, Xenocyprididae.
CACAGAAUCCACAGAUGGCUGACCUCCCACUCUGUAGGUUACGCCUCUUCAAACCACCAUUCUACUCCACCGGCGUAGACUGCUUUGGGCCCUUUCAUGUAAAGAUAGGCCGGCGCCAAGAAAAGAGAUGGGGGAUUUUAUACAAGUGUUUAACAACCAGAUGUUUACAUCUUGAUCUCCUUGAACACUUGGACACUGAUGCCUUCCUCCUUUCUUUACGACGCUUUAUAGCCCGUAGAGGGAAGCCUUUCGAGUUAUUAUGUGACAAUGGCACAAACUUCACUGGAGGCGAUCAUGAGUUAAAGGACAGUUUUGGUCAAAUGGCUCCUGAACUUCAGACACAGCUGGCUAAACAGCAGAUCCAGUUUCGCUAUAACCCACCGAGUGCCCCUCACUUCGGCGGAACAUGGGAGCGAGAAGUGAAAUCAAUUAAGGCUGCCUUGCGAGUCAUUCUACGAGAACAAUCUGUGACUGAAUCUGUCCUGCAAACACUACUAGUGGAGGUUGAGGGCAUACUCAACUCCAAGCCGCUUGGCUAUGUCUCAUCAGACAUUGCAGACCUGGAUCCCGUGACUCCAAACAUGUUACUCAUGGGACGCCGUGAUGCUUCAUUGCCACAAGUCCUUUAUGACUCCUGUGAGCUCUUGGGGAAACGCAGGUGGUGACAUAGCCAGGUAUUGGCUGAUCAGUUCUGGACCACUUUCAUCCGCUGCUACUUACCAGAACUACAGGGCAGACAGAAGUGGAGACUGGAUGGCAAAGAGUUGGCAGUGGGACAUGUGGUCCUCCUAAUUGAUCAUCAACUCCCACGAGCUCUGUGGCCUGUGGGUACUGUGGCAGAGACCUAUGCAGGGCCCGAUGGGAAGGUUCGGACGGCCAAAGUCCAAGUCAGAGACAAGAUGUACACACGCCCUGUUGUGAAACUAAUUCAACUCCCCCAAAUGACAGAUGAUGAUACAAACCCUCCGGACGGACUUUCUUAACAAAUACAAUUAUCCUGACAGAUAAUUGGGGGCGGCUGUGUCAGAAAGCCCGCGCCGGAACGGAAAAUACACAACGGUUUCUGACGGACUGAUAUGAGAGUUGCUACUUCCAUCAGACUGAUGAGAGAGCCAGCUCCAGCCGCGCUCUUCCCGAUAUUGUUCAGUGUUGUGCGUUCAUGCAAAAUUACCACAACACAACUUUCCAUAACUCCACACAAUUAUAUUGUAAAUGGAUAUUACUGACUGCCUGACAAGUGCUAUUAAAGAGAAGUUUGAAGAGGAUAUACUUCUCCUGUGCCUGAUUCUCUUAUCGGAAUCAUUGUCCAUAUUUGUCCGCCAUCAGAUCCAUGAUUUAAAAUAGAUGUUGGGAAGUGCUUC